AUGCCGAUCACAAAGAUUCACGCUCGCCAGAUCUAUGAUUCUCGCGGCAAUCCCACCGUUGAAGUUGACCUCUACACAGACAAAGGUCUUCAAAUGUUUGGAGAUUUAGGCGUUUUUCGUGCAGCUGUUCCUUCGGGAGCCUCGACUGGGGUGCAUGAGGCGUUGGAGCUUCGUGACAAAGACAAGAAGGUGCAUCAUGGAAAAGGUGUGCUAAAGGCGGUUGCCAAUAUCAAUGAGAAAAUUGCUCCGGCUCUUAUCGCCAAGAACUUCUGCGUGACUCAGCAGCGGGACAUCGACCAAUUCAUGUUGGCUUUAGACGGAACUGAGAAUAAGUCGAAUCUUGGCGCUAAUGCUAUCUUGGGCGUUUCUCUGGCUGUUGCAAAGGCUGGCGCUGUCCACAAAGGAAUGCCACUAUACAAGUAUCUUGCUGAACUAGCUGGUGUUAGUAAGGUUUGUCUACCUGUACCGGCCUUCAACGUUAUUAAUGGAGGCUCUCAUGCUGGAAACAAGCUAGCCAUGCAGGAGUUCAUGAUUUUGCCAGUUGGUGCCACGAGUUUCUCUGAAGCCAUGCGAAUGGGAUCAGAGACCUAUCAUCAUCUGAAAGCCGAAAUCAAGAAGAGAUACGGACUUGAUGCGACCGCCGUAGGAGAUGAGGGUGGUUUCGCUCCCAACAUCCAGGAUAAUAAGGAAGGACUUGAUCUCUUGAAGACAGCUAUUGAUCUCGCUGGGUAUACUGGGAAGAUUUCCAUUGGUAUGGACAUUGCGGCUUCUGAGUUCUUUAAAGAGGGCAAGUACGAUUUGGAUUUCAAAAACCCCAAGUCGGAUCCUAGCAAGUGGUUGACUGGAGACCAACUUGCCGCACUUUACCAUGACUUCAUCAAGGAGUAUCCUGUAGUUUCCAUUGAGGAUGCUUUUGAUCAAGAUGACUGGGAAAACUGGGCAAAACUCAAG
Messenger RNA from Strongylus vulgaris, 951 nucleotides. Lineage: Eukaryota; Metazoa; Nematoda; Chromadorea; Rhabditida; Strongylidae. The record is from the annotation of a GenBank genome assembly.